ACUAUACUAUAAUAUUGUUUACAAAAUAUCCCAUUUUUCAUAUUCCCACGUAAUAAUUAAAGUUAAGUUAAAGAUAUCUGUUAUCACAACUGUAGUAUAACGGUAGUUAUGAAAAUAAUAAACGAAAAGCAUCUAACUUACAAAACAACUGUAGAAAAAUGGAAUCUUGUCCGAAAAUGAAUCAUGAAGCGGAAGCGGAUGUCCAAACCCCAAAAACCAAUAGAAGGAAAUACCUGACGAUGGUCGUUAUAGCAAGUAACUUGAGUACAUUUGCUUCUGGCAUAUUAUUAUCGUGGACUUCUCCAGUACUACCCAGACUGAACACAAUCAACGAUAACAACCCUUUCGGAAGGGCAGUAACACCAUCGGAACAGUCCCUUAUCAGUUCUCUUUUACCUCUGGGAGCAUCGUUUGGACCUAUAUUUGCAGGACUAUUGACAGACAGGAUAGGAAGGAAGAAAACACUUUUAUACUUUACAGGAAUAACCCUUUUGGCAUCGUUUACCACAUUAAUUUUUACAACAUCAAUUGAAGUAUACUAUGUGGCAAGAUUUAUUGCUGGUAUUGGUGCUGGAAAUUGUUUCGUUGUUAUCCCAAUUUAUCUUGCCGAAAUAUCGGAAGCAGGGAUAAGAGGGACUGUUACCUCGUUGUUUACAACAUCUCUAGUUACAGGCUCACUGUUUUCCUAUGUUAUGGGACCUUUUGUUUCACUCACAACGUUCAACGUAAUGUGUGCCAUAUUUCCCGCUCUAUUUAUAUUGACUUUCCCUUUUUGUCCUGAAACUCCUCACUAUUUAAUAUCGAAGAACAGCAUACGAAAGGCUCACUUGUUACUUUCGAAAUUGAGGAAUAAAACUACAGAAAACGUAGAGGUGGAAUUUAAAUUAAUAAAAGACAAUGUGGAAAGCGAUAUGAAAAAUAAAGCGAGCGUUUCUGUUAUAGUUACAAGUUCGAGAUACAGAAAAGCAUUUUUCAUUUGCCUCGGACUAUUUACUAUUCAACAAUUUUCGGGAAUUUGUGCAGUACUGUUUUAUACUGCAGAUAUUUUUAAGGCCAGUGGUAGUUUCAUAAAUCCUAAUUUAUCAGCGAUAAUAAUUGGUACUGUUCAAUUGAUUGCAAGCUUAUUGACUCCAAUAUUUGUUGAUAAACUUGGACGUAAAGUUUUGCUGCUUAUAUCAGCCUCGGGGAUGUUUCUCUCUGAAUUACCACUCGGUCUUUAUUACUACCUGAAGGAAAACCAUCAUGAUGUUAGUUUUAUUGGAUGGUUACCAAUAUCAUGCCUAAUUUCUUAUAUUAUUACUUAUAUUUGGGGUUUUGGAGCAGUGAGUUGGAUUAUGAUGGGAGAACUGUUUUCAGCUGAAGUGAAAGCUAUUGCUUCUACCAUGCUAACUAGCUAUUGCUGGUUCCUUUCCUUUAUUGUGACUUCACUGUUUUUGAAUUUAUUGAAUUUAAUUGGUACAGCAGGAGUUCUUUGGCUUUUUACUGCAUGUUGCUUUCUAGCUAUAUUCUUCACCAUCUUUUGCAUCUUUGAAACUGCUGGCAAAACGUUCCAAGAAAUACAGGAUAUGUUAAGUAAAUGAUUUUAUUAUUAUACAAUAGCAAAUCUGCACUUAUUGAUUUUUAAAUAAAAUAAAAAGGUU
Molecule: messenger RNA, 1640 nt
Organism: Agrilus planipennis (emerald ash borer)
Lineage: Eukaryota; Metazoa; Arthropoda; Insecta; Coleoptera; Buprestidae
Product: facilitated trehalose transporter Tret1-like
Exons: 3
Coding region: 159-1580 (473 amino acids)
Biological process (GO): transmembrane transport; carbohydrate transport
Cellular component (GO): membrane
Molecular function (GO): sugar transmembrane transporter activity
Source: RefSeq, a predicted model, not a curated record